UAAACAACUGUCAACGUUCAAAUAAAAGUUCAACGGCUAAAAUACGAGUUUUAAAAGUUAAAACUUUUGUAUGAAAACAAGUUAGAAAUUAUACAAUUUAUACAUAACACUAAGUGAAAUAUUUGUUGAAAGUUGUAAUUUAUGUUCAGAUUUACUCAACAAAUGCAUUAAACGUCGGUAAAUAUGAGUGGUAACACGGAAUCAACAUCGAAUAGCAUCAAGUUUGCGCCCAUGCCUAUGUCGGCACUGCUGGCUAAUUUGAUGCCUUUCAAGAAUGCAGCAGAUAGCCCUGAUGCCAGCUUUUCAUCAGCCGACGAUAGUGAUAAUUCCUUCGGCGAAACCGUGGCGAAAAAACCAUCUCCUGCUAAGAAAAUAAACAAAGAUUUUUUUACGCCCAAUGUGAAACCUAAACCGAAAGACAUAAAAGCUUUUGCUUCAGAAAAGAAAUUUUCUUAUAGCGAUCAUGACAAAGAGAACGCAAACGAUAAUUGGGUGCCUCAUCAAACAUAUCCAGCUAAAGAAAAUAAUUUUAAUUCACAAAGUGCACCACAAAACAAAAAUGCUAAUAUUUUUCCGACUUCAGAAGCUAAGACGCGUAGUGUAUUAAUGCCACAGAACAGUAAUAAUUCCCGAAUACAAAGUUCAUGUAUUAAAAAGACUCCAGAGAAAAAAGUGCCAACCAGUGCACAGAAGUUAAAAUCUGCAACUCCUAAGAUAAAGUCAGGUAUCAGACGGUUUACACCAGGGUCGAAACCCAGCCAUAAGAAAACUCCACAGAAAGCUGCCAUUCAGAACAGAGACAGAGUGAGAGUGGAGUUGUUUUCUCAAAAUCCUAAGGAUGAGCCAUUGUGUCCACCACCACGUGCAGAGCCAGCUCCUGCACCUGCGCCUGUACCAGUACCUGAGACACCACUUAACAGAAAGGCAAUGCCGGCCUCAUAUGUGGCGACACCUUCAUACCCACAGGGAGUGGUAACCAAUAGUUCUAAAAUAUUAUUCAAAACAACCAGUAUAAAAGACAAGAAGUACAUGUUCAUUAAAAAGUUGGGCACUGGAGGAUCUAGUGAAGUGUACAAAGUGUUGGAGGUUGGCACCUCAUGUGAAUAUGCAGUGAAGUGUGUAUACCUGGCCACGGACCAUGAGCUGGCACAGGGCUACAUCAACGAGGUGCGGCUACUGAGAGAGCUGCAGAACUCUGACAGAGUGAUCAGGCUAUUUGAUUAUGAGUAUGACCGCACCAACCAGUUCCUCCGUAUGGUGUUGGAGGUGGGUGAGACGGACCUGUCUUCGUUCCUAAAGGCUCGCGGCGCUGGUCUCCCGCCCGCCCUCGUGUUGCACUACUGGGAGGAGAUGCUACAUGCUGUGCAUUAUAUACAUGAACAUGGUGUAAUACAUGCUGACUUAAAACCCGCAAAUUUCCUGCUGGUGUGCGGAAGGUUGAAGCUGAUAGACUUUGGUAUUGCAUCAGCUAUCAGUAGCGACGCGACCUCUGUAGUGCGCUCGCAAGCCACAGGAACUUACUCAUACAUCAGCCCCGAGGCGCUCAUGGGCGGUGCCGGGGGGUAUGGCGUCGCUAAUGGCGAAGGCAGCGCUCCCAUUAAGAUCUCAUUCCGAUCAGAUGUGUGGUCUCUGGGCUGUAUCCUGUACAGUAUGGUGUACGGGCGCACCCCGUUUGGCCACAUCCCCAACCUCGCCAAGCUAGCCGCCAUACUCGACCCCAACCAUCGCAUCGAUUACCCGCCCGUAGAGCACCUCCCUCCAUCACUGAUCGCAGCGCUGAAAUGGUGCCUGACCUACAACGCGCGCGCGCGUCCUUCAGUCCGCGAACUGCUGUCCAUCCCAUACUUGCAGCCGGCACGGGGCACGCUACCACAAGCAUUAUUAGACAAACUGCAACCACUUGUCACGCCAAACGAAUUCAGACUAUUACAGAGGGCGCAACUGUAGCAACAUACUAUUGUUUUUUUAAAACGUAUUGUAAAUUGAAAAAUAUUUAUACGGCUUACUCAAUAUAUUCGAGGCAAUGGCGACUGCUUCGAGCUAUGGUUUUGACCUACGUGCACGAAAUUAUUAUGUUGCGCAGCCAAAUGUUAUCCCAAUGUGUGGGUCAAUGGUAUUGUUAGGUGUGCCUAACUAAUGGAAUACAAUAUGUGAAUAAGCCAUAUAAACAUUAUUAAAAUUAAGAAACUACCAGUCACAUUGUGUGACUUUCCUAAUCACACUUAUGGUGAUAACAAGUAACUUGUAGAAUAAGAUCUCACAAAAUAUUUUAUCAAA
Molecule: messenger RNA, 2277 nt
Organism: Spodoptera exigua (beet armyworm)
Lineage: Eukaryota; Metazoa; Arthropoda; Insecta; Lepidoptera; Noctuidae
Source: the annotation of a GenBank genome assembly